AGUCUUUAAGUGUUUAUAAAUAAGAACAUAAACCGCAAUGUCUGAUCAAGAACAACAACCACAAGAGUUUGAACAACAACCAGAGUUCGAACAACAACCAGAAGAGUUUGAACAACCACCACAAGAGUUUGAACAAGCUGAACCGGAAUUUGCCCCAGGUCCAGAAGGUCCAACUGAACCAAAUAAGCUUUUCGUUAGACCAUUAGACUUCAACGUUGACCAAGGUCAAGUUGAAGCACACUUUGGUGCUGUUGGUCCAAUUGUUGAUGUUCAAAUGAUGAGAGGUUUUGCCUUUGUUACUUUUGAAAAUCCUGAAGAUGCUCAACGUGCCGUUGAAACUUUAAACGAAAGUGACCUUAAUGGCCAACCUUUACAAAUUGAGUUUGCUCGUGAAAAGAAGGAAGAUACUAGAGGUAAAUAUAGAGUUAAGGUUACUAAUUUACCAGAUGGUACUGCAUGGCAAGAUUUUAAAGAUUUUGUUAGAGAAAGAACUGAAUAUUCCCCAUCUUUUGCUAAGGUUUUCAGAAACUAUGAUACUGGUGAAGUUAUUGGUGCUUUAGAAUUUUCAUCAGCUGAAGAAUUAGAAAAAUCUAUUCCAUUAUUAGAUGGUGCCGAAUUCCAAGGUGCUGCCAUUGUUGCUGAAGAAGAUACUUCUCCAUUUAUUCCACCACCACCAAGAAGAGGUGGCUUUAGAGGCCGUGGUGGAUUCAGAGGUGGAUUCAGAGGUGAUUUCAGAGGUGGCUUCAGAGGCCGUGGUGAUUUCAGAGGUGGUUUUAGAGGUCGCGGUGGAUUCAGAGGUGAUUUCAGAGGUGGAUUCAGAGGUGGCCGUGGUGAUUUCAGAGGUGGCCGUGGUGGAUUCAGAGGUGACUUCAGAGGUGGCCGUGGUGGAUUCAGAGGUGAUUUCAGAGAUGGUGGUUACAGAGGUGGCCGUGGUUACGACCGUGACUUCCGUGGUGGUAACGAUGGAUAUGAAAGAGAUUCAUAUGUCCGUGACAGAUCCCCAACUCGUUAUUAAACUGACGAAGCCGAUAUAAUAAUCUGAUCCAAGUUUCACUUUUAGAUUCAUAAGUGGUCAAACAUGAAAAAAAUGAAAUAAAAAAAAAAAAAAUUUUUUUUUUUUACCGAAAAGAUGACAAUCAUUUGAUUUUUGUUUCUUGUUGUAUAUCUUAUUGUAUUUGUAUAAUUAUAUUUUUUAAAGUAUUUCGUGGGGAAAGAAUGUGGAACUUACUUUGGAUGUUUGACACCCUCCUCCAAAAUAAAAGAUUGAUAUAUGUAUAUGUGUAUUAUUGUGGACCCAUGUUUUCGUGGAUUCAAGGAACCUGUUUCAGUUAAUGCAUAGAGAAGUAUAAAAAGCAUCCUUGAACAAUGAUUGUCUCGAAGUAUUAAGAAGUAUAUGACUAACGAUUUAAUGAAUUGACCUGAUUGUAUUUGAAUGUUUGAUCCAAUUGCAUUUAUUCUUUGCAAGAAUAAGCACCCCCCCCUUCACUUCUUCCGACUAUUGAAUUAC
Molecule: messenger RNA, 1507 nt
Organism: Hyphopichia burtonii NRRL Y-1933
Lineage: Eukaryota; Fungi; Ascomycota; Pichiomycetes; Serinales; Debaryomycetaceae
Gene: NPL3
Product: mRNA-binding protein
Exons: 1
Cellular component (GO): nucleus; cytoplasm; ribonucleoprotein complex
Molecular function (GO): mRNA binding
Source: RefSeq, a predicted model, not a curated record